This is a messenger RNA of Peromyscus leucopus (white-footed mouse), 1209 nucleotides long. RefSeq names its product suppressor of cytokine signaling 1 (gene Socs1). The coding region runs from base 153 to 791 and encodes 212 amino acids. Gene Ontology annotation, cellular component: phosphatidylinositol 3-kinase complex. Gene Ontology annotation, molecular function: 1-phosphatidylinositol-3-kinase regulator activity. The transcript has 2 exons. Lineage: Eukaryota; Metazoa; Chordata; Mammalia; Rodentia; Cricetidae. The record is from RefSeq and is a predicted model, not a curated record. Gene Ontology annotation, biological process: phosphatidylinositol phosphate biosynthetic process; intracellular signal transduction.
GAGCGAGCUGCAGCCGUGGCAGCUGCACGGCUCCCGGCCCCGGAGCAUGCGCGACAGCCGCCCCGGAGACCCCAGCCGCGGCGCCCCGCGUCCCGCCGCCAGCGCAGCCCCGGACGCUAUGGCCCACCCCUACGGCUGGCCCCUCGUAUAGGAUGGUAGCACGCAACCAGGUGGCAGCUGACAAUGCGAUCUCCCCGGCAGCAGAGCCCCGACGGCGGCCAGAUUCCUCCUCAUCCUCGUCUUCGUCCUCGCCGGCGGCCCCCGCGCGUCCGCGGCCCUGCCCUGCGGUCCCGGCUCCGGCCCCUGGCGACACUCAUUUCCGCACGUUCCGCUCCCACUCCGAUUACCGACGAAUCACGCGGACCAGCGCGCUCUUGGACGCCUGCGGCUUCUACUGGGGACCCCUGAGCGUGCACGGGGCGCACGAGCGGCUGCGUGCCGAGCCCGUGGGCACCUUCCUGGUGCGCGACAGUCGCCAACGGAACUGCUUCUUCGCACUCAGCGUGAAGAUGGCUUCGGGCCCCACGAGCAUCCGCGUGCACUUCCAGGCCGGCCGCUUCCACCUGGACGGCAGCCGCGAGACCUUCGACUGCCUCUUCGAGCUGCUGGAGCACUACGUGGCGGCGCCGCGCCGCAUGUUGGGGGCCCCGCUGCGCCAGCGCCGCGUGCGGCCGCUGCAGGAGCUGUGUCGCCAGCGCAUCGUGGCCGCCGUGGGUCGCGAGAAUCUGGCGCGCAUCCCUCUUAACCCGGUACUCCGUGACUACCUGAGUUCCUUCCCCUUCCAGAUCUGACCGGCCGCCGCCGUGCCCGCAGCAUUAAGUGGGGGCGCCUUAUUAUUUCUUAUUAAUUAUUAUUAUUAUUUUCCUGGAACCACGUGGGAGCCCUCCCCGCCUGGGUCGGAGGGAGUGGGUGUGGAGGGCGAGGUGCCUCCGGCUUCUGGCCGGAGACCCCAUCCCGCCUCUCGGGGGGCCUCCCCUCCUGGUGCUCCCUCCGGGUCUUCUGGUUGUAGCAGCUUGUGUCUGGGGCCGGGAUCUGAACCCCACUCCUACCUCUCCAUGUUUACAUAUUCCCAGUAUCUUUGCACAAACCAGGGGUGGGGGAGGGUCUCUGGCUUCAUUUUUCUGCUGUGCAGAAUACCCUAUUUUAUAUUUUUACAGCCAGUUUAGGUAAUAAACUUUAUUAUGAAAGUUUUUUUUUUUAAAGAAAAAA